Messenger RNA from Hyaloperonospora brassicae, 630 nucleotides. The record is from the annotation of a GenBank genome assembly. Lineage: Eukaryota; Oomycota; Peronosporomycetes; Peronosporales; Peronosporaceae.
AUGGACGCAGUUGCUGCCCAAGUCCAGACGCUCGUCGCGCUGCGCCACUUUGUCGCGGCGUUCGACGUCAGUCACGUGGUCUCGAAGCCGACUCGACUCUGCAUCACUGCACACGCCGCCACAGACGUCUCGAGCCGCGAGACGCUCGUCUUGGUCCAGUCGAAAACGUACUCGCUGCACCGCGAGCGCACGCUGCUGGACGCACGCAACGAGCUGCCCAUCGCGACGCUGCGGCGGGGCCUCUUCGGCCGCGCGACGACGUACUCGGCCUACAUGCGGACCGAGCACGAGGAGACGCCGUGUUCGUUCACGUUCACCGUCACGGGUUGCACGACCAUGCGGUCCGAGUUCACGGACCUGGUGAGCGGGCAGUCGUGCACAAUGGGCUGCGACGGGUCCAGCGACGACGAGCGCAGCGCGAUCAGUGUCUGGCUCAGUCGCGGCAACAGCGGGUCGGCCGACGCCCGGCAGACCAUUGCUCGGCUCACGUUCGCGGUCGAGAACGCCACGACCAAAGACGAGCCGACGGUGCUGCUGGACGUGUCGGCCGGCGUCGACCGAAUGAUGCUCAUCCUCACGUGCAUCGGACUGCUGGACAAGCGCUGCGAACGUAUUCAGACGCAGCAGUAG